Messenger RNA from Xyrichtys novacula (pearly razorfish), 7936 nucleotides. Lineage: Eukaryota; Metazoa; Chordata; Actinopteri; Labriformes; Labridae. The record is from the annotation of a GenBank genome assembly.
AGAUCCAAACCAGAGCAGUUGUGCGUAAAGAGAGGAAGAAUCACCGUGGAUUUACUUUUGUUUGCGGUUUUGUUUUGAGCGGCUCUUUCUUCUGUUGGUCAUGUUUUUAAAGCUGGUGUUCACUUCAUUCGUGUUGGAGUAAUCUUGGAGUUUGAUAGCCACAGUCUCUGGUUACGCACAGCCAACUCCGUGCGCCUGGAGGAGGAGAAGCGGUUACUAUGCUGUUUCCCUGGGAGAACUCCUGCAACAUCACCAGUAGAAACUGCACAGAAGAGUUGAACUUGACGCAACAGCUCCAGACCAGAAACAUGACCGUGAAACGGAACGACACCGACCCGUUUGGGCGCAAUGAGGAGGUGGCAAAGAUCGAGAUCACCGUCCUGAGCCUGACGUUCAUCGCAGCGGUGGUGGGGAACGUAAGCGUGCUGCUGGCCAUGUACAAAACUCGUCGGAAACUGUCGCGCAUGCACCUGUUCAUGAAGCACCUGAGCCUCGCGGACCUGGUGGUCGCCUUCUUCCAGGUGCUGCCACAGCUCUGCUGGGAGAUCACCUUCCGCUUCUACGGCCCGGACUCCCUGUGCCGGAUCGUGAAGCACCUGCAGGUCCUGGGCAUGUUCGCCUCCACCUACAUGAUGGUGAUGAUGACUCUGGACCGCUACAUCGCCAUCUGCCACCCACUCCAGACGCUCCAUCAGCCGACCCAGCGCGCGCACAUUAUGAUCGGCUCCACGUGGCUGUGCAGCUUGGUUCUCAGCACCCCGCAGUACUUCAUCUUCUCCCUGAGUGAGGUGCACCCCGGAUCGGCCGUCUACGACUGCUGGGGACACUUCGUGGAGCCGUGGGGAGUGCGCGCGUACAUCACAUGGAUCACUUUAGGGAUUUUCCUCGUGCCUGUGGCUGUGCUCGUGUUCUGUUACGGACUCAUCUGCCACACAAUCUGGAAGAACCUCAAAUAUAAAACCCGGAGGAAGAGCGUGAGCGUGAGCGCCGUGGCAGAGGCCAAUAAGACCGGGAUCUUGAGCAGGAACUCGGUGAGCAGCGUCAGCACCAUCUCCCGCGCCAAAUUACGCACGGUGAAGAUGACUUUUGUGAUCGUGCUGGCGUACGUGGUGUGCUGGGCGCCUUUCUUCACCGUGCAGAUGUGGUCAGUGUGGGACGAGAACUUCUCCUGGGAUGGUGAGUGUGUGUGACACUGAAGUCAUACCAAAUUAAUCAGCAAAAUUAGGUCAUAGAGAUCAAUUUACAGCGCGCUAAGACCCAAUAAGGACAGUAAUUCUAGUGACGCCCUAAACGUUGUUUCUGUCUAUGAGUUCGAUACCUAGUUGGUGAUGUGAUGCAGCCACACGAAACGCACAAAUACUUGACAACAUUCACACACGAAAUGACUUAUAACAUCAGGUUCUUUAGCUAAUUAGGUCAGACGAUCAUAUGGAAAGGGCAAGGAUUAAGAAAAGGUCUCAAAUCAAAACCUAUUUUACAAAUCUUGUGAGCAGGAUUAAGUUUUUUCUUCUUUUGUCCCCAUUUUAGCACAUAGACACGAGUACUUCUUUCUUUCUUUCUCUUUCUUUCAAGUAGCCUACAUUUUCAAUGAGCUGAUCACUGUUCCUUACAAAAUUAGCAGAAUUAUAACAGAAACAAAAGGUUUUGUCUUUCCUUCUUUGAAUUAUAUAUCAAUGAAAAUAUGGAUUGGAGACUGUGCAGCACAUGAUGCCUCUAACGGUUUCAGUAAUCACUGACCAUGAACCUGGAACUGAAUGGAAAAAAAGACACCAACUUCAUCAUUAAGGUGCAAUUAUUAAAAUUUCAUGAACUUUCAGUGCUGAUGAAUUACACUGCUAAAAUCUAGUCUGCAGAGAUAACACAGCUGGGAUCUCAGAGGAGAUUAAAGGUUAAAGCUCCUGUAAGGAGUUUUUAGCUGGUAAGUAAAUGGCUUAAAAUUGAUGGACGAAAAGAGAACUGUUAACUAAGGCUGCAAAAGAUGACACAUCCACCCAGGUAACCCAGGUAUGCUCUGUGAGAUGACUCAAUAUGCUGUAACAGUCAAAAGUUUUAGAGAUGUAAUAUAACUGCAGUACCAAAGAGUACCACAAGGGGGCGUCGCCUUUUUUGUUCUUUUGAGACCUGCAGGUGCUUCACGAUAAGGAAGGACACUUAUUACUGACGAUUUGACGAUCAGGUUAUGCCUGUGUUCUACUGCUUGAGAAUAAUCAACAAAUAUACCGAUGUGAAGACCCGGGAUUGUAUUGACAUUGUUUAGUUCUGGUGGACUGCUGUGUGGAAAUCCCCACUGGGUUGUUGGUAACUCUCAUGUGCUAAACUGCCAUUUUUUGGCUCCUGCUAACAGACAGCAAGUUCAAUUUUAGAGCCCUGCCAAGUAGCUAACUCCACAAAACCAAAGUUAUUUGCAGUUUCUGCCAAUGUAAAAUGAGUUAUCCCCAAAGUACGCUGCAAAUACCACUUGUUGGCUAAGCACACUGCUCUUGAAAAUGAAUGUUUUUUGCUGAGUCAAAUGUUGUGGAUCACCAAAAAGAGACUGAAUUCUCAUGACUAGUUGUAUUUACACUGAGGAUGUUAACCUGAACCCUGCUCAAUUCUACAUACGUGGGUCGCUGACAACGUGAGCCUUCAUAGUUUUGGAAUAAUCUAUUAAUCCAUGAAUCUUUAUGGGUAUGAUGUGCUGAGUAUAGGGAGGGUACAACUUGAAUGUGUUUAACUAUUUCACAGAGAUCUUUUUGCCGAAAAUUGUGCACAUUGCUUCAUCUACGUUUGUUCUGCUUUGUCAUUUGGCCUUACGCUGAAAAGUUCCCAAAGGGGUAAAGUUACACUGAGUUUAACUACUUCGCCAUUAUCUUCAUCCGAACAUGAGUUGGGGUGAGGUUGCGUCGUUGUGCGGUAGCCUACCAUGCUCAGUGGUUGGGUUGUUUGUGCAGUGGUAAUGAACUUUUCUUAAGCCUUACAAUAAAUCUUGAUGAGCCAACAUCUGCAGUACUUCAAAAAAAGACAAUACUAACAUGGGCUUUUUAUGUUGAUCAUCCAAGUGUAGUUUUUAAGACUGUUGGCAUAGUCAAUGAAAAACACUCUAUCCGAGUCUCAUACUGGCGGGAACUUCAUUGGCUUUAUGUAAAGAGGAUAGUUUUCAAAAGUGGUCAGAUAAUUGCUAAAGUUUUUCUAAUUCAGCCCGAAAGAAAAUUCUUAACCAUAGCUCUAGAAAACCACACAGCCAUUGACUUUUAUAUCAAGAACAGUCACAAUUUUAAGUGCUGAACAAAGUCAGAAUUUGUCGUAAAGUUCAUGAAGUGACACUGGGGAAAAAGGGAUUAAAGUUGGUAAUUAUGAAUAUGGCCAAACUGCUCUAGAGAUAAAUGAGCAAUCAGUGUAGCAUGAAUUUUAUACGGUGGAGAUAAGGGUAUGCAAAUUGCACUGCAGGCUCAAAGUCAGUUAAAAUUGGCCUCGUUCAGCCUGAAAGAGAUGCUCGCCCACCUGAAGAAUUUCAAUCUAGCUACCAAAGACGAUUUUCUGACCCACGAGAGUUCAAGUGCUGCUCAGGGGCUCUCUGAGCCUGACAGGAAUACAUUUUCAGAGGAAUACCAAGUUCUUGUCCUCCCUCUGGAUUCAAAACCGUCCAAACCGAUAACUGUGAAAUGCAGCACCACAAGCUUUCAUCCCAAAAAAUGAAAAGUGGUUGUCAGAAAGUAUCAAGCCUCAGAAACUUAACUUUCAGUAAAAUGUGAAAUCUAAUUCAACCCGUUUCUGCGGGUGGAUCCAAGAUCCCAGACCCAAACCUGAUGGAAGUACACUAGAUUUAUACAGUAUGUCCAGUCUGAUUUAUAGAUGGAAAAUUAUGGAUACCAAUCAAACUGGUAGGUUAUAAAAAAGAAAACAUAAAACAUAAAAGCAAAGCAAACUGAAAGGAAUAUUUUAGAGACAACAUUACUCGAAAGGACUCUCACAGAUGUGCAUUUUUUUGGGGGGGGAAUUUAUCAAAAGAUUAAAAUUCAAGCAGAAUCAAAGAAGAUCCACCUUAGAAGUGCUUCUUAUAAAGAGAUCCAAAAGACCGGCCUGAUACCCUCAAGUGGGUCAUUUGAGAGAUUUGGACUCCCAACAGGAAAUGCUCAGCCUCCUUUAGUUGAUGAUAAAAAUCAUUUCUCUCCAUUAAAGUUGGGCUCCAUGAAUCAUAUGAAGACUUGUAAAAGAAGGGCAUGUCUGUCAGUUCAUUUGAACCAACCUUUUAAAUACAGCCUACAGCCUACAACAUGCCAAUUUCACACAAUUCAUCUUGAAAUGUACUCUACGGAUGCUUCCCGCGAAGACUGACAUGGCUAAUAUUGCUCAGUUGGACCACUAAGCUAAAAUGAAAUGUUGGAUUUCCGGCUUGUGUAACCAGCUGUUCCCACUCUUCCUGUUGUCAGUGAGAAACAAGUGGUUAGCUUGUUUUCUUGUCAACAUAACUAACACAACAUCAUCUUAUGUAAAAGUUCUAUUGAAUGGGAAAUAAACAACUUACAUUUGCCUAAACUUUGACAAAUAGAGGAUCGGCGAAUGCAUAUUUAAGAAAUACUUCACAGUGAAUUAAUCUGUGAUGGAAAUGAUUAUUUUGGGGUAUGUUAUGAUAAGGGUAUGUUUUAGAAACCACGAGGUUAUAUAGGGUGUCUUUGGAACUUAUUUCCAAAUAGGGUUGAGUUUUAAGUGCAGAUGUCCGAAAUGUAAAUCCAGUGAUAAAACAAGGUGUUCAAACAUGGGCUGAAUAAACACGUAACAGGCACCGGAUCAGUAACUCCAAAACACAGUUUAACUCCCUAAAGAGAAAAAGUAAACGCCUCAGAUUAGCUGCUGACAUCUGAGAGCAUGCCCAUUAACAAAUCUGUGUUUUUAUUCCCUCCACAGACUCCGAGAACGCCGCUGUGACGCUCUCCGCCCUGCUCGCCAGCCUCAACAGCUGCUGCAACCCGUGGAUCUACAUGAUCUUCAGCGGACACCUCCUCUCGGACUUUGCCAGCACCAUGCCGUGUUGCCGCCCGCUCCAAAACAAAUUCACCCACCAGGACUCGGACAGCAGCAUCCGGCGAACCACGCUGCUGUCACGCCUGCAGGGUCCACGCCUCUCAGAGCCUUUCAGAGACCUCAAUUCCACUCCCAAAACGUGCCCGUCUACAUCCUGACCUAGCCCUCUCUCUGUUUGUAUAGGUUACUGUUUUAUCUGGGGGGACACAGGAAACAUGAACUGGUCUGUAUCUACUGGUUGAGGCAGAGAAAGAAGGUAUAUCUUAUCCUAGGGAGCGACCACACCUACACUUUGUUGUUUUGGGUCCGAUCUGGAGUGGAAAAGUUUAGUCCACUUAGACUUUUAGUGUUGGGUUGUUUAUGUUCACAUGGCCUUUAAAAUAAAGAACUCCUUUCAGCCCGCUAGGUUGGACAGAGUCAAAACAAGUCCAGCCACUGUGAGCGUAGCCAUUAACAUGAUGGCUUUGAUCGCAAUCUUUGCAGUAAUUUAACUUGUCAAAUUUAUGAAAAAUAGAUGAAAAUAAGAAAUCUAUCAACACUGAGAUUCAUUAUGUGCUACAUGAGGAAACUCUGCCUCCCAUUUGUCAACAUGUAUUCUCAUAAGCUCUGGAGCAACAGGGGUCAGACCAGAUCUGUUCAAGUCUGGGUCAUUUGGACGGGUUCCAGUCUGGGUUGGCUGGUGUUGAAAGUCGGUAGAUAAAAUCAUAAAAUGUGUGGUACAAAGAGGGUCCAAACUUUCAUCUUUCAGCCCUGCUGCUGUUAGACAUUUCCUACAUACAUUUUUACACCUUUAAUUUUUCAUAUAGGCAUUAAGUAGUCUGACACUUCUUUCUGCUGAGGGACUUGGUUCCUGUUAGGUCUGUCGCAAUAUGUCGCAAGAGAGAGUAAUAUUAAAAUAAACAUACUGUAAUAUGAGUUCAUUGAAGUCUUUCUCACUGAUGGCAUAAAAGCAGAGGAGAUAAAGAAGCAGCAGCGGAAGCUUGCAAAAUAGCUGUAGCAGCCCUUUGAGAGACGACUCUGCACUUACAAAAACAAACACUACAGUACUAACAUUUAGAGCUUUGACCUCACUGGGUCACUAAUAAGUCAAAUAUUUAUACUGUCUCACAUUUCUUUUAACUCAAUUCUGUAAGUUACGAUCAACCGGGAUUAGCAUAUUGGUAUUAAAGCGCAGUGAAUGAGUUUUGACAAGCUAUCGUGACUAAAUUGUCAUUAUGGUAGUUUGUAGCCAUGAUAUUUGUGAAGUGAAAAUCCAAUGUCAUGACAGUCAAGAGGAGACUGUCCUACGAGAACCUACAGAUGGACCUCCUAAAACAUUCACAUCCUAUGCAAAUUUAGCAAAACUGAUAUGGUUGACUUAAAUCUGGUAAGCUAAUAUAGAAACUUAAUAUACUUGGUGUAAAUGACAUGAAUAUGUAACGCUAUUCAUGUCACUUCAAAGAUGUACCUCAGCCAUUUUGGUGUCGGACUUAACUGUUUGUCAAACUGCAUCAACUAAAUCUUGGGUUUUUCUUCAGUCAUACUAAAUUCAGCCACUGGGGGUAUUUUCUUUAUGAACAGAAAAAAAACAAAAAAAAAAACAAACAAACAUCAAAAGUACUCCCCUUACGUUAAACCAAAACACUUAAAGCUCCCUCUAGUGACCAGCUGCUGCAAAGGCUGUAAACCCAACUCAUUCCAUGUUAAUGGAUGGAACAUGGGUCAAACUAUAAAACUAUAAAAUAUAUGCCACAGAAGUAUUUGUAAAACAUGGUUUCUGUCACUGUAGUUACUUCUUUUGCUGAUUUAUGUCUGACUGUUUUACACAGUUUUAUUCUUUUUUUUCUGGAUUAUUAUAGAAGAAGAUGAACUGGGAGAAAACAUAAAAAAAUAAAAACACAAGUCAUUGAAUUUCUUUUUACCGUGAGUGUCUGCUGCAAACUGACACAAGAAUCUGUUCUGCUGUAAAUCUGAGCCUACUGUAGGAAUGAUGUUGAUGUUUUAUAGCAAAGUUAAAUACGUUCUCUGGUUAGCAGAAGCAACGCUGCUUCUCAAUUCAUGCCUUGGCUCCAUAAUAGGUCACCAGCACAAUAUGUCAGCAGCAAUUGCAGCUGCAUUUUACUCACAAGGGGAGACAGUAAAGCUGCAUUGUCUGUAUUGAUAUACAGUGAAUUCUGCAGACUGUCAUUUGUUGAAUAUUUCACUUUAAAUUUCCAGCCUCAUCAGUCAGUCAGUUGUACAUAAUUGCCUUAAAUCACGGUCACUGCGUUUGUCAAAGGUACUAAUGACCAUUUUAUUAUCAUCUGAUCUUAUCAUUGUUCAGUUACUUAAUGGAUAAGAUUUCAAGACUACAUAGAAAACUCAUCUUUAUUAAAAAAAAAGGUUUCAAUACAACUCCUGGCCAAGGAUCAAUCCAAACCCAAACAUGAUUCAGCACACAGUCUCAUAAAACAGGAAAAAAUAGCAAAAAAUGUUGUAUGGGGCCGAGCCAAGAAGGUUACUUUACAUUUGAAAAAAAAACAAAAAACAAAAAAAACUGAAACAAAGAAACAAAAAAAAAAACAUAUAUGUCGCACUCAAAAAAAACAAAAAACUGUAAAUUUACACCAGCUUUUGUUCAUAAGUUGUUUCUGCAAUUUGUAAAUAUCUUUAAUUAUUUUGUACAGUGAUUCAAAAGACAUGAUAAAUCUAUGUACUCACCGUGGAGACUGUAAUAUAGACGGAGUGGAAAAAGAUAAGUAAAUGUAAUGUAUUGUGAUUAUUUGUAAGAUGUCUGAGUAAAAUUUACCCUGUGAAUAUAAAUUGUUCUUUCUGAACUGUUUAAUGCUUCAGCUUUUAAGCUUCUUCAGAGACUCAUUUAUGGAUGUGAGUUGCUACUGGUAAGAUGUUUUCCAUCUGUAACGUCCUCUGAUAUGUUGGUUGAAUUGUAAAUAAAUGAUAAAAAUGAUAAAAAGUC